AGUCAUACAUUCAUCUCACAAGAUAGCGUAAAAUAUACAUAGGAAGUGCAAAAAACGGGGUCGUCAGGCCUACGAGCUUCUAAGUUGGCCGCUGUCUUUCUUGAGCACGGAGUGCUUGACUGACUCACCAACACGGACGUCAUCACAAGUCGCUGCCUCGUCAGCAGCAAAUGGCGAAACAACCCGAAAGUACAAUAGACUUAUCACCAGUCGAAGAGCUUCUGCGGAAGUUUCUGCUCGACUGCCGGGAUCACAUCGUGUACAACAGCCAUGACUCCACUAAUCUCGAUCUAUGGUUCGCUGGGGGCUGGGUUCGAGACAAACUACUCGGCGGCGAAUGCCAGGAUAUCGAUGUGGCCCUCAGCUCCAUGACUGGGGCUCAGUUCGGGGAAGCCCUCGAAGACCAUUUUGCUCGCUCUGCCGCGGCCUACAUCGCCGAAGCCCAGAAGCUUGGAGUGCCCCCAACCAUCAAAGGGCUGCACAAAAUCAACAGCAAUCCAGAGAAGUCGAGGCAUCUAGAGACAGGGACUAUCGAAAUAUUUGGGUUGUCGGUCGACUUUGUCAACCUGAGAAAAGAAGUCUAUACAAACCAGAGCCGGAAUCCUCAAGUCGAAUUCGGUACUGCGGUAGAAGAUGCUUAUCGCCGCGAUGCCACAAUCAACUCCAUCUUUUACAACCUGGACAAAAGACGAGUCGAAGAUCACACGCAGAUGGGGCUAUCAGACUUGGCAAUCGGCAUUAUUAGGACACCACUUGAACCUACUCGGACCUUUCAGGAUGACCCUCUUCGGAUCCUAAGGUUGAUCAGAAUUGCCAGCCGGCUUGGAUUCGCAAUUGAUCAAGAAACGGCACAAGCGAUGAAAGACCCACUCGUUCAUUCGGCUUUCAAUGAGAAAAUCUCUCGCGAGCGAGUGGGCAUUGAGGUUGAGAAGAUGAUCAAGGGUCCAGAUCCGUUGAUCGCCUUUGAGCUUCUCUAUGAAAGUGAUCUAUAUUCCACGGUCUUCCUAGAUCGAGCAGGUUAUCUGCGCCAUGCGUUGCUACAUUUUUUUCCUCGCAGCGGACCUGGCAUCCCAUGGCCGAAUUCAUGGCCGUUCGCAUUCAGGAAUCUUGCGUUUCUGUUGCAACAUAGACCCGGACACUGGGAAUCUGAAGCGCGAGAGCACAUCUGGUUGAUGGCAGCCUGGGCGCCGCUCGCACCACUUCGGAGAACCGACAUCGAGCAAGUUGUGAAGAGCGCAACGGAGGCAAUCAAGACAACAAGCAAAACAUCACAACUUCUAGACGAUUGCCUCAAGAAUAUGGAUUCUAUCCACGCAUCCGUACGACAGGUUACGACAGCUUCAGCAGGGAUAUCCCGAAGCGCUCUCGGCAGGGCAGUCAGGUCCUGGGGUACGUCAUGGAAGCUCCAAGUGUUAUACGUGCUAUUAGCCGACGCCAUUUCUUCUCAAGCGGUAAACUAUAACGCCUUUACCGACCUACUACUUAAUGGAUAUUCGAAGUUCAUGGACCAUGUGUUUGAGCAGGGCUUGCAAAACGCACCUCUCGCUAAGCCUAUACUUAACGGAAGCGAAUUGAAGACUAUCUUCAACCUCAGGCAAAGCGGUCCUUUUCUCAAAGUAGCUCUUGAAAGUCUGGUGCAGUGGGGAUUUGAUCAUGAGCAUGCGUCGAAAAAAGAUGCUAAAGAAUGGGUACUCAUGCAGAGAGAAAAUUUUUGUAUACCAUGAUUUAUAUUAUAACUCCUACCGUGGGUAGUAUUUCUCAACGUCUUCGUUGUGAGGAUGGCGGGGCGAGUCCCAUUUUUUUUUUUGUAGCUCCUUCAGGACAUGUGCUCCUUUCGAAUUAAGACGAG
Messenger RNA from Paecilomyces variotii, 1849 nucleotides. Its product is annotated as putative poly(A) polymerase. Bases 171 to 1724 code for a protein of 517 amino acids. The record is from RefSeq and is a predicted model, not a curated record. Gene Ontology annotation, molecular function: ATP:3'-cytidine-cytidine-tRNA adenylyltransferase activity; RNA binding. Lineage: Eukaryota; Fungi; Ascomycota; Eurotiomycetes; Eurotiales; Thermoascaceae. The transcript has a single exon. Gene Ontology annotation, biological process: tRNA 3'-terminal CCA addition.